AGGGCUUUCUCUCUCUAGGAGGGAGGGGGGAGGGAGAUGGCGGACACGUACUGCAGGGACUGCGGGAAGCAGACGGAGGUGGUGUUCGACCACGCGGCGGGGGACACGAUCUGCUCGGAGUGCGGCCUGGUGCUGGAGGCGCACUCCAUCGACGAGACCUCCGAGUGGCGGACCUUCGCCAACGAGUCCAACGAUAACGACCCCGUCCGCGUCGGCGGGCCCUACAACCCCCUCCUCACCGACGGCGGACUCUCCACCGUCAUCUCCAAGCCCAACGGCUCCUCCGGCGAGUUCCUCAGCUCCUCCCUCGGCAAGUGGCAGGGCCGCGGCGCCAACCCCGACCGCAACCUCAUCCAGGCCUUCAAGUCCAUCGCCAUCAUGUCCGAUAGGCUAGGACUCGUUACGACGAUAAAGGACCGGGCGAAUGAGAUAUACAAGAAGGUGGAAGAUCAGAAACCUCUGAAAGGACGGAAUCUUGAUGCGAUAUUGGCUGCUUGCCUCUAUAUCGCUUGCCGGCAAGAGAACAAACCUCGCACAGUGAAAGAAAUAUGCUCUGUCGCCAAUGGAGCUACGAAAAAGGAAAUUGGCAGAGCAAAAGAGUUCAUAGUAAAGCUGCUGGAGGGCGAGAUGGGUCAAUCCGUAGAAAUGGGAGCCAUACAUGCUGCAGAUUACAUGAGACGUUUCUGCUCUAAUCUUGGAAUGACGAAUCAAGAAGUUAAGGCUGCCCAGGAAGUUGUCCUGAAGUCUGAAGAGCUUGACAUAAGGAGGAGCCCUAUAUCCAUUGCAGCAGCCGUUAUCUACAUCAUAACUCAGCUGUCUAGUGACAAGAAGCCUCUUAAAGAUAUAUCAGUGGCCACUAGAGUAGCCGAAGGGACUAUUAAGAAUUCCUACAAGGAUCUUUACCCUCAUCUGUUGAAGAUAAUUCCCAGCUGGUUUGCCAAGGAGGAGGAUCUCAAAAACCUCUGCCACCCUUGAAAUGCGUCCAAGGUGAUGAUUAUGCUUCACUCCAGAUUCUUUGAAAUUUGAUGCUGCUCUACUUAUCUGGGCAUUGGAAUUCGAUUUCUUAGCGAAUUCAAGCCGUAUCGCAAUAGGUGUCCUCAGCAAGUGCUGCGACAAUGUUCCAGGAGGAGGUGAAAUGGAAGACGAAGUGCAGAAAUUCGUUCUGAGAUACCGACAUGGGUAAUGGCUAGAGGAAGAAGGGGCUUAAGGCAGAUAAAUUUUGUACAUGACUAGGAUCUUCUGUAUGUACCAAGACCCUCCUGGUUCUUGGUUUACUGCAGAUCUCUCGUAUAUCGCUAGGGAAGAUAUCUUAAAUGCUGUAACUGUUAGGUCCUCUAGGCAAAAUAAUUUUUCAGCAUAGUCUCGAUUGUAGUGCUCUUUCUCUUGAAGCAAUUCAAUGUCAGUGCCUCGUCACCUCCAA
This is a messenger RNA of Syzygium oleosum, 1420 nucleotides long. RefSeq names its product transcription initiation factor IIB-2-like. The transcript is spliced from 7 exons. The record is from RefSeq and is a predicted model, not a curated record. The coding region runs from base 37 to 975 and encodes 312 amino acids. Lineage: Eukaryota; Viridiplantae; Streptophyta; Magnoliopsida; Myrtales; Myrtaceae. Gene Ontology annotation, molecular function: TBP-class protein binding. Gene Ontology annotation, biological process: DNA-templated transcription initiation; transcription preinitiation complex assembly. Gene Ontology annotation, cellular component: transcription preinitiation complex; nucleus.